Messenger RNA from Neopsephotus bourkii (Bourke's parrot), 1398 nucleotides. It is a transcript of the gene NIF3L1, whose product is annotated as NGG1 interacting factor 3 like 1. The record is from RefSeq and is a predicted model, not a curated record. The transcript is spliced from 6 exons. Bases 73 to 1206 code for a protein of 377 amino acids. Gene Ontology annotation, cellular component: mitochondrion; cytoplasm. Lineage: Eukaryota; Metazoa; Chordata; Aves; Psittaciformes; Psittacidae.
GGCGCUGCGGUUUCAGCCGCUCGGUCACCUGGGCUUGUUCAUGCCGGUUUUACCCUCUCUACAGAUUGCUGCAUGCUGCUGCCUGGCACGCAGCUGCUUCACCGCCCUCUGCGCUGCAUCCGUGCUUUGGGACACCUGCCCUCACGCUCCCUCAUGAAUCUCGGCGAGCUGGUUUCAGCCCUGAAUGACUUUGCAUCCCUCUCUCUGGCUGAAAGCUGGGACAAUGUGGGCUUGCUGGUGGAACCAAGUCCUCCUCACACUGUGAACACCCUCUUCCUCACUAACGAUCUCACUGAGGAAGUGAUGGAAGAGGCAGUGCAGAAGAAAGCAGACCUUAUUCUUUCUUACCACCCUCCUGUAUUCACACCACUCAAGCGAGUAACGUGGAAGACCUGGAAGGAACGGCUGGUUGUCCGAGCCCUGGAACACAGAAUUGGGAUUUACUCUCCGCAUACAGCAUACGAUGCCAUACCUCACGGAGUCAAUGACUGGCUAGCAAAGGGACUUGGUGCUUGUACUUCUGUCCCGCUGCGUCCAUCAACUGCGCCAAGCUGUCCAGCUGAGGGCACUCACCGGGUAGAAUUCUGCACAGACAACACUGAGCAUCUAGACACGGUGCUGUCCAAAAUCAAAGAUAUCCAAGAGAUCUCAUGUCUCACUACUAUCCCUGCCAGGGUUGAAGGUGAGGAGCAAAUAAGAGUCAGUUUGAACUGCUCUCAGAAAGCACUGUUGAAGGUGAUGGCAUUUUUGUCCCAGAACAGCCUUUGUGAGAGGACCGAGAUUCUCUUAUUACAAAAGCCUCUGCUUCCCCAUACUGGAAUGGGACGUCUGUGCACACUGAGCGAGCCAGUGUCCUUGUUGGACAUAACUGAGCGUAUCAAAAGCCACCUAAAAUUACCACACAUCCGCUUAGCCAUGGGAUUGGGCAAGACACUAGAAUCACCAGUUAAGAAAACUGCUCUGUGUGCUGGUUCUGGGAGCAGUGUCCUGAAGGGAGUCAAAGCUGACCUCUAUCUCACAGGAGAGAUGUCUCACCAUGAUGUUCUGGAUGCAGUCGCCAAUGGGAUAAGUGUUAUUCUGUGUGAGCACAGCAACACUGAGCGAGGCUUCUUGACAGAGCUGUGUGACAUGCUAGCUAUCCACCUACAGAACAAAGUCAACAUAAUCGUGUCUGAGAAAGACAGAGAUCCCCUCAAGGUGGUAUAAGGAAAAGAAAAAACAACAAAGGAGAGAAUUCAGUCAAGAGUUUCAUGAUAUCUUGUACAGACCAAUCCAGUUGUAAGCUUAAUGAAGAUGCUCUAAAUUCGUUCAGUACAGAAUGAUUGUAUUAUAUGUUCUCUUAGAGUCUGAGAUAUAUUUUGUCAUCUGUCAAAUAAAUGCUUGGUUUGGACUACAGAA